This is a messenger RNA of Boleophthalmus pectinirostris (great blue-spotted mudskipper), 793 nucleotides long. Its product is annotated as cytosolic 10-formyltetrahydrofolate dehydrogenase-like. The transcript is spliced from 3 exons. NCBI's taxonomy places the organism in Eukaryota, Metazoa, Chordata, Actinopteri, Gobiiformes, Gobiidae. Gene Ontology annotation, biological process: conversion of methionyl-tRNA to N-formyl-methionyl-tRNA; biosynthetic process. The record is from RefSeq and is a predicted model, not a curated record. Gene Ontology annotation, cellular component: mitochondrion. Gene Ontology annotation, molecular function: methionyl-tRNA formyltransferase activity. The annotation marks the transcript as partial.
UAGUUCUUCUCGGAUUACAACACUCCAUACCCAUGUUACCUAUGCGACAAUGGAUCUGUGUGUAUGUGUUUGAUAUGGUCAAAUGUAGGCCCUGUAUGUUAAUUUACUCACCUACAGUUGGUAAUCCCAGACUAUGUGGUGUACAGAACAUUGUUUUAGCAGCAAAUUAGUCUGGUAAUCACACUGGAUAAUUUUUCUAUCGUAAAAUUUUAUGUUCUCAGAUGUUCCGUUUUUGGCUUGUUUAUUCGCUGAUAGGACCUCUGAUUGGCUGCUCCUCACAUAUCUCUCCUCCAAUCACAUUACUUAUUUCGUGUUAUGUAACAGUGCCAUGGAGCGGUGGGGCCAAAUGAACAGGUCGCGUCGCAGCCUGAUCUCUCUUUUCUACUGCACUGAGCCAGGGGUCUGCAGCAACGGUAGCCUGAGCCACGGGGAUGAAGAUCGCAGUAAUUGGUCAGAGCCUGUUUGGCCAAGAAGUGUACAAGGAGUUAAGGAAAGAAGGCCACACCAUUGUAGGGGUCUUCACUAUUCCUGAUAAUGACGGCAAAGCAGACCCCUUGGCGGUGGAAGCAGAGAAGGAUGGCGUGCCCGUGUUUAAAUUUCCUCGCUGGAGAGUGAAGGGUCAGGCCAUUCCAGAGGUGGUGAGUCAGUAUUCUGCCACAGGCGCUGAGCUCAACGUAUUGCCCUUCUGCUCCCAGUUCAUCCCCAUGGAAGUGAUCAACCACCCCAAACAUGGCUCCAUCAUCUACCACCCCUCUCUGCUGCCCCGCCACAGGGGAGCCUCAGCCAUCAACUG